Messenger RNA from Mesoplodon densirostris (Blainville's beaked whale), 1787 nucleotides. It is a transcript of the gene DYNC1LI1, whose product is annotated as dynein cytoplasmic 1 light intermediate chain 1. The coding region runs from base 79 to 1653 and encodes 524 amino acids. Gene Ontology annotation, biological process: microtubule cytoskeleton organization; microtubule-based movement. The transcript has 13 exons. Gene Ontology annotation, molecular function: dynein heavy chain binding. Gene Ontology annotation, cellular component: cytoplasmic dynein complex; centrosome. Lineage: Eukaryota; Metazoa; Chordata; Mammalia; Artiodactyla; Ziphiidae. The record is from RefSeq and is a predicted model, not a curated record.
UCCGGGUUCUCGCCUCCGCCUCCGCCGCCGCCUCCUGGCUCAUUCAGCUUUGCUGGGACCGGUGUGUUCCCGACCAAGAUGGCGGCUGUGGGGCGAGUCGGAUCUUUCGGUUCCUCUCAGGCGGGAUUAACCUCGACUUACACGGGCGGUCCCUUGGCCAACGAGCUAACCUCGGGCAACGGCGGCGCCGCGGCAGGGGACGACGAGGACGGGCAGAACCUUUGGUCCUGCAUCCUCAGCGAGGUCUCCACCCGCUCGCGCUCCAAGCUCCCCGCGGGGAAGAACGUGCUGCUGCUGGGUGAAGAUGGAGCUGGAAAAACAAGCUUAAUAAGAAAAAUUCAGGGAAUAGAGGAGUACAAGAAAGGAAGAGGAUUGGAAUAUUUGUACUUAAAUGUUCAUGAUGAAGACAGGGAUGAUCAAACAAGAUGUAAUGUAUGGAUCUUGGAUGGAGACCCGUAUCACAAAGGCCUCCUUAAAUUUUCACUGGAUGCCAUUUCUCUGAAGGACACUCUAGUUAUGUUGGUUGUUGAUAUGUCAAAGCCUUGGACUGCUUUGGAUUCUUUACAGAAAUGGGCAAGUGUUGUUAGAGAACACAUUGACAAAUUGAAAAUUCCUCCUGAAGAAAUGAAAGAAAUGGAACAAAAGUUGAUUAGAGACUUUCAAGAAUAUGUAGAGCCAGGAGAAGAUUUCCCAGCUUCUCCUCAGAGAAGAAAUACCGCAUCACAGGAGGACAAAGACGACAGUGUGGUUUUACCUCUGGGUGCAGAUACACUGACACAGAACUUGGGCAUUCCAGUACUAGUAGUUUGCACAAAGUGUGAUGCCAUUAGUGUGUUGGAGAAAGAACAUGACUACAGAGAUGAGCAUUUCGAUUUUAUUCAGUCUCAUAUCCGGAAGUUUUGUUUACAGUAUGGUGCAGCACUUAUUUACACUUCAGUAAAAGAAAACAAAAAUAUAGAUUUAGUAUAUAAAUACAUUGUUCAGAAACUCUAUGGAUUUCCCUAUAAGAUUCCUGCUAUUGUUGUGGAAAAAGAUGCAGUAUUUAUUCCAUCAGGAUGGGAUAAUGAUAAGAAGAUAGGAAUAUUACAUGAAAAUUUUCAAAUGUUAAAAGCAGAAGAUAAUUUUGAGGACAUCAUAACUAAACCACCUGUCCGAAAGUUUGUGCAUGAGAAGGAAAUUGUGGCCGAAGAUGACCAAGUGUUUCUUAUGAAGCUACAGUCCCUUUUAGCAAAGCAACCACCAACUGCAGCUGGAAGGCCUGUGGAUGCCUCGCCAAGAGUCCCAGGAGGCUCCCCUCGAACACCAAACAGAUCUGUGUCGUCCAAUGUUGCCAGUGUGUCACCCAUCCCUGCUGGGUCAAAAAAAAUUGAUCCAAACAUGAAAGCUGGAGCUACAAGUGAAGGUGUCCUGGCAAAUUUCUUCAAUAGUUUGCUGAGUAAAAAGACUGGUUCCCCAGGAGGCCCUGGUGUUGGUAGUGGUAGCCCUGGAGGUGGGGCUGGAGGUGGAAGCAGUGGUUUACCACCAUCUGCCAAAAAGUCAGGCCAGAAGCCUGUCCUAUCAGAUGUUCACGCGGAACUAGACAGAAUUGCACGAAAACCAGUUACAGCUUCUCCUACAGCAUCCACAUCUCCUACGGAAGGAGAAGCUUCUUGAAGAUACCAAAUAAAGCCAUUUAUUCAGUUUUCUGGGAUAAUGUAAACUUGCCUCUGCCUUCUCCUUCAAAAGUGGAAUUAGGGAGCUGGAGUGCUUUUUCAGAUGGACUAAUAAAUUCAUGUCUUUUUUGUGUA